Octopus sinensis (East Asian common octopus) is the source of this 2569-nucleotide messenger RNA. Its product is annotated as transmembrane protein 198. The record is from RefSeq and is a predicted model, not a curated record. The transcript is spliced from 9 exons. The coding region runs from base 963 to 2060 and encodes 365 amino acids. Gene Ontology annotation, cellular component: plasma membrane. NCBI's taxonomy places the organism in Eukaryota, Metazoa, Mollusca, Cephalopoda, Octopoda, Octopodidae.
AUGUGCGUGUGUGAAUGAAUAUGAUAGUGUAUAUAUGUGUGUGUGUGUAUGGAAGUAUACAUGAAUUAGUUGAUGGAUUGUAUAUAUAUAACAACAUAUAAAAUGACGGUCAGGGGCUCGUGACAUGAAGAUACUGUUAUUGUGAGGAUGAGCCCUUAAGAAGAAUUUUACCACCAACGUAAUAAUAAUAAUAAUAAUAAUAAUAAUAAUAAUAAUAAUAAUAAUAAUAAUAAUAAUAAUCCUCGCCGAUUUCAGAUUUUUUAGCUUUUUGGUUCUCUUCCACAGAAACGAAGGAGGAAAAUACAAACAAGACGGAAAGUAAAUGUCAUGUUAGGAGAACUGGAAACAGUCGUUCCCACCCAUCUCCAUAAGACAGAUCGACAUUCACCGGGAAGAAUAUAUAUAUAUAAUAGAAAAUUAUAUCUCAACUGAAACCUUAAGCAGGGUUUCCUAAUUUAAGAAAACAGACAGCUUUUAUUACGUAAGAGGUUAUCUACCUCCUGGUGGUAUAUAUUCAACCGUUACUCAAUCACAAGACUUGAAAAACCCCGAAAAAGAAAGGGAGAGAUACGACUGAAAAGGAAUAUGGAAUAUUGAGGUUAAACGGGGCCAGUUAAAUCUGCUUUAGCUAGCCCCUUUUUUAACCCCCACGUGUGGUGGUGAGUGGUGAAGUCUGUCCGCAAAACUUUUGGAUUUUAUAUAUAUAUUAUAUAUAUAUAUUGAAACACAUUUACCAUACUGGAUAUUCAAUUCUUGUACCAACGGUUUUUGGAUUUGAAACCCUGACGAACCAAUUCAUUCAUUGGUUUAUUAUGGCAACAGUAAUCGAGUAAAACUAAAAAGGAGGAAAAAUAAAAAAAAGAACCCCUUUUUCUCACAAGAAGAAAAGAAAGGGGUGAAAGAGAGAGAGACAUAACAGAAAUCUGUCCAAAAAGUUCUGAUGUGUUUUAACCAUUGAAGUUAUGGAGACAUCAGAGCUGUCACCACCACACGUAAACCACCCACUUCCACAAUUAAUGUUUAGAACCACAGUGUUCCCAAACAAUAUAAGCAUGAGCCCAAGUCGGAGGCCUGCACGCUGUGCCAAGAUUGAUUACGACUACACAGUCAUUCCAGCUGUGAUAUGUUCCAUGUGUUUUCUCUUUGGAAUUGUCUACACAUUCUUUGGUUACCGAUUCUUCAAGGCUGUCAUGUUCUUAACUGGUUUCAUCUUUGGCACAGUGGUUGUAUAUAUAGUUUGUAUAGAAGAGACAGUAUUGCCGAAAGAAGCAAACAUUGGCAUUGCAGUGGGUGCCGGCAUAAUCUGCGGACUAAUUACCAUGUUGGUCCAGUAUGUUGGACUUUUUCUGACCGGAUUCCACUUUGGCGUCGGUCUCUCGACCGGAGUGUUGGUCACAGUGGACCAGUUCUAUAACAUUGCCAACAAAUGGAUACCAAUCGGUGUUCUCAUUGGUGUUGGUAUUUUAUUUGCGCUGCUGACUCUCAAGUUCCAAAAGGCAGGCACCAUUCUCGGUACAAGCGUCUUUGGUGCUGCCUUGAUGGCGAUUUGCCUGGACUAUUUUAUAGAAAAAUUCCUGAUCGUGAACUAUGUGUGGGAGUGUAUCAAAGUGGAGGAUUCUGACCCUCCCUGUUGGUACAGCUGGCUGAUUCUCGGUUGCUGGCCUUUCUGUUUCCUUGUAGGCUCCUUGACCCAGUGGAGAAUAACAGGACAGAGCGCAGACCAUCACGAAAGAGUACAUAGAAAUAAUGUCUCAUCUGCCAAAUAUCGGUCUCCGAGCUCUGAUGAAGUUGAUGUUUUACAGAACAAACGAAGCCGCAAAGUGAACCUACAAAGAAUACGAGCAAAGCAGAAACGAGAACAGCAACAAUCGAGGUACCGACAUCUAUAUCAAGUUCGGCGCUUCAAUGGUGAUGUUAUAUCUCAGAUCCCUAGUGUAUGCAGUGGCACACACUCCAUGGAGAAGGCUACCCUCAAUAGCCCUGAUGACCACUGUUCAACAUCAAGUUCAACUUUAAGAACUACAUACAAAGCAUCCAACACAAGCUGUCUCCUGCCAUGAGGAGUCUGACUACUAUUCACUGCGAACCUGUUGUUGACCUAGAGAGUGCCAAUACUACAUUGACCCAAGUUUCAUGAACACAUUUCAAUGCUGCACUUGCACUAUAAACAUUAUUUUUAUUAUUAUUAAUAUUAUUAUUAAUUAUUAUUAUUAUUGUUAAUAUUAUUUUAUUUUAUUAUCUAAUGAAAAAAUAAAACUCAAAAGAUGCUAUAGCUUACUUUUGACAAUAAGUCAACUCAGACAGCAUCAAGUGCAGUGUAGUACAUUUAAAUACAGAUCUAUAUAUAUAUAUAUAUAUAUAUAUAUAUAUGAAUACACACACACAUACACACACUCUCUCUCUCAUACAUACCGUGACAGUAACACAUAACUCUACUUCCUGAAAACUUUUUUUUUUAAUUUUUGUUUAAUUUUUCUCUUCUCUCUCCACCUCUCUCUCUCUUUCUCUCUCACCUUCUCUAUCUUUUUCGUGAUCAGUGACUGGUUUGUUUUGAAAGGCAUGAUAACAA